This is a messenger RNA of Musca domestica (house fly), 2077 nucleotides long. RefSeq names its product putative mediator of RNA polymerase II transcription subunit 29. The coding region runs from base 524 to 1504 and encodes 326 amino acids. The transcript is spliced from 3 exons. NCBI's taxonomy places the organism in Eukaryota, Metazoa, Arthropoda, Insecta, Diptera, Muscidae. The record is from RefSeq and is a predicted model, not a curated record.
GCAGCAUUACGCUCUUCUUCAAAAGUGAAUAAAACAUCAAUUUUACAUUCGAAAAAAUAUUCGGUGAGGGCAUGACUAUGUCUUUUGUGGUUAAUUUUGUGUGCACCACCUUCUCUCCUUCUUGUGUUUUUAUGGAGCACAACAACUUCAUCUUCAUUAUGAUCAUAAAUUUUAAAGCGUCUUCGCUGUCUACAUCAUCAGCUUCUUCAGCGUCUCACCUCAUUUAUUGGCCAGUCACAAAAAGGUGCGUAUUUGUGGUGUUGCGGUCAUUUGUAUUAGCCACUGAUCAGCCAGUGAUCGCCGAAGAAGUCAACCCUCUCGCCUGCAUUUCAGAUUUGUUUAUAAAGCAUUGUACUAUUUUUGAUUAGCAUUUAGUUGUUUUUUGAUUGUCAGUCGUGAUACACAGCCAUCCGAAGAGUGGAGGUUGCGUUGACACAUUUCGAAUUGAGUCAAAUUGUGUUACUUCAAAUCGGAGUUUCGAAAAUUUAAAUAUUUCAACGGAAAAUUAGAAAAAGAUUACAAAAUGCGUGCAUUUAUAGUACUCUGCCUCUGUGCAACAGCCCUGGCUGCACCUCAGGGAUACAACUACCAACAGACCCAACAAAGUUCGGUUAGUUACAACACCAACAGAGUGGCCGGUAGUUUAGGUGAAAUCAAUCACACAGCCAUUUUGCAAGAGGCCCUGAAAAAGGCACAUUUACAAAAUAGCUUGCUGGGAGGACAAGGUGCAACCACACAAACACAACAGCAAACUCAAUUCUCUGCCGCCCCACAAUUCUCUGCAGCACCACAAUUCGGUCAACAGCAAACGGCUAGCUACUCUCAGGUACAACAGCAACAACCUGCGUUUGUUAGUAAUGUUGUGUCCCAACAACAAGCACCGGCCCAAUAUCAAUCAUAUCAACAGCAACCACAACAACAAUCGUUCCAAUCCCCAUCGACUGUAACCAAGGAUAUUUACGUUCAUGUUGCUCCCGAAGAUGGUGGUGCCGAAUCCCAGCAGCAACAACAAAACUUGCCACCAUUGCCACCCCGCAAACAUUAUCGCAUUGUUUUCAUCAAGACACCAUCUCAAAACGCCAACAAGGCAACCGUGCGCAUUAAUCAAGCCCCCGUUGAAGAGAAGACCAUCAUUUAUGUCCUCACCAAGAAACCCGAUCCUUUGGACUUGCAAGCUGCCAUUCAGGAAGCUCAACCCAAACAGCCCAGCAAACCGGAAGUAUAUUUCAUCAAAUAUAAGACACAGGAAGAGGCCCAACAUGCUCAGCGUACAAUUCAAGCCCAAUACGACCAACUCGGUGGUACCACACAAGUCUCGGAUGAAGGUAUUGCUCCCGUCACCUCUGUCAUUGGAUCCCUGGAUGGUCAAAGUUCCAACGGUUCAGCACAGCAAUCGGUCGGCAGUGGUAGCAGCAGUACAUCGACACUGUCCUCUGGCAGCUCAGCAUCGUCGUCAUCAUCGGCGAAUCUAAGCAAAUAUUUGCCACCUAUUGUCAAACUAUAAAAGGUGUUAAUUGAAUAUUGAGGCCUUUAUGACUGAUUGCCAUUUCAUUGUUAUACAAUAGCAAUGAUGUCUUCUUCUUCUAUCUGUCCCCUCUUCCGCAUCUGCAACUCUCUAUUGUUUUACCACUAAUUAAUUUAAUUAGCCAACAUUUAUCACGUCGGUGGCAACAAAACGCUGUAAAAAUGGGAAGAUGAAUCGAUUUCACUGUCAUUGCAGACAAAAGUGAAAUUGAUUGUCAUUUAAAGUCCCGCUUUGUUGGUUGGUUUGCUUAAUUUAAUAUAAUAACUGAAUGUCGGAUUCAUAAUUGUUUCACAUUUAGUUAAUGUUGUUUAUUUGUUUUAAUUAUUAUUUUUUCCUUUUUUUUAUUUUUUUUUUUUUUUCGUUAAUUAUAAUUAUCCCUUCAUGAUUGACGACCAUUUGCUGUUAUUUGUUAAUAUUAUUUGUAUUAUUGUAUUUUAAGCGUUUUCAUUUGAUUACUAUUUGCCAAAUGGAUUCGUUUUAAUGUGGAUCGUUGUGGCCGCAUUUAGCGAACAAAUAAAAUAUUUACAUAAAAAUAUAUACAUAUUUAAAUAA